AUGGAGGACGGUCUGCUGGAGAUCAUGACCAAGGACGGCGGCGACAUGCCGGCACCUCUGGAGGUGUCCACAGUGCCGGCCGUGGGGGACGUGAUCUCCGGGGAGUACAACGGCGGCAUGAAGGAGCUGAUGGAGCACCUGAAGGCCCAGCUGCAGGCCCUGUUUGAGGACGUGAGGGCCAUGCGGGGGGCCCUGGAUGAGCAGGCCUCGCACAUCCAGGUGCUCUCGGACGACGUGUGCGCCAACCAGCGAGCCAUCGUCUCCAUGUGCCGGAUUAUGACCACCGCGCCCCGCCAGGGUGGCCUGGGCGUGGUCGGCGGCAAGGGGAGCUUCCCGGGCGCCCCUCAAGAGCCGGAGACCCCUUCGCUUGGGAUCGAGGACAGCGGUUUGCUGGGUCGCGAUCCUGAGGACGAGGAGGACGACGAUUCAGAAGAGAAGGAGAUGCCCAGCUCCGCCACACCCACUAGUCACUGUGAGCGCCCUGAGAGCCCCUGUGCUGGCCUCCUUGGGGGGGACGGGCCACUUGUGGAGCCCCUCGACCUGCCCGACAUUACCCUGCUGCAGCUGGAGGGAGAGGCCUCUCUGUGAGGGGACUCCGAGGGGGCACUACUUUCCCGGGCUGGCUUUGGGUUUCCGAGAGCAUGACGCGAGAGGACUGAACCGCGCGGUGCAGCAUGCUUCACUCCGACCGCUACUCUUGCGGGUCAGGCGGAAGAGACUCCCUGGAGGAAGCAUUUAUAGGGUGAAGGACUUUGGGAGCAUCAGGAAUUCCUUCUGUCUGACCAAGCGAGACGUAGCAAA
This is a messenger RNA of Lagenorhynchus albirostris (white-beaked dolphin), 801 nucleotides long. RefSeq names its product coiled-coil domain containing 184 (gene CCDC184). The transcript has a single exon. The record is from RefSeq and is a predicted model, not a curated record. Gene Ontology annotation, cellular component: cytoplasm. The coding region runs from base 1 to 588 and encodes 195 amino acids. Lineage: Eukaryota; Metazoa; Chordata; Mammalia; Artiodactyla; Delphinidae.